GCAUCCAGUUGACAACUCAAUUCAAUCCACCGUGAGCCACACCCAAGAACACACUCACCGCAGCAAGCAGUCCGUGAAGCGAUGGCGCAUUUCCAGGGCCAGCAGCACGGCCACCCGGCCACCCGCGUCGACGAGUACGGCAACCCUGUGACGGCCGGCCACGGCGUCACCGGGACCGAAGGCUUGGGGCACUUCCAGGGCCACGGCCAGCAGCACGGCCACCCCACCACCCGCCUCGACGAGUACGGCACCCCGGUGACCGCCGGCCACGGCGUUGGGCUGGGAUCCACCGGCACGGGAGUGCACGGCGCUGGGCACGGUGGGUACGGGUCUACCGGCACCGGCGCCCACGACACUGGCGGCCACGGCCGCCAGGUGGGAUACGGUGCCACUGGCACAGGCACCCACGACGCUGGGGGCUAUAGAGGCUCUGGAAUUGCCCCUCGGCACGGCGCCACCGACGCUGGGUUUCACGACGCCGGUGGUUUGGACACGCGGCAUGCCGCGACCGGUACCCACGGCACAGGGCACACCGCCGGCCUCGGCGGCACCGGCACAGGGAUGACCGGGACCCAUGGCACAGGCCACACCGCCGGGCUCGGCGGCACCGGCACAGGGAUGACCGGGACCCAUGGCACAGGCCACACCGGCACAGGGAUGACCGGGACCCAUGGUACAGGCCACACCGCCGGGCUCGGCGGCACCGGCACAGGGAUCACCGGGACCCAUGGCGCAGGCCACACCGGCAUAGGGAUGACCGGGACCCAUGGCACAGGCCACACCGCCGGGCUCGGCGGCACCGGCACAGGGAUCACCGGGACCCAUGGCACAGGGCACACGGCCGGGUACGACGCCACCGGCACCGGGAUCACCGGGACCCAUGGCACAGGGCACACGCCCGGGUACGGCGCGACCGGCACCGGGAUCACCGGGACCCACGGCGCCGCUGGCACACACCCUCAUGGUGGGCUACCCGAGCACAAGACUCGUGGCAUCCUCCACCGCUCUGGCAGCUCCAGCUCCAGCUCGUCAUCCUCCGAGGACGACGGGAUGGGCGGCAGGAGGAAGAAAGGCAUGAAGCAGAAGAUCAAGGAGAAGCUCCCCGGCGGUAACAAGGAGCAGACCACAGCCACCGGCGGCUACGGGCCAGGGUACACGGGGACCACCGGCACAGGUGGGCCAGGGUACACGGGGACGACCGGCACCGGCGGGACCUACGGAACCACUGAGGGGACACACGAGAAGAAGGGCGUCAUGGAGAAGAUCAAGGAGAAGCUCCCUGGCGGGCACAAGGACACCCAGCCGCACACCACCGCGACAGGCGGCUACGGGCAUGGCACCACUGGCACCGGCGGCGGCUAUGGUACAGGCACCACCGGCACCGCGGGGACGCACGGCGCCACUGAGGGCACCCACGAGAAGAAAGGCAUGAUGGAGAAGAUCAAGGAGAAGCUCCCCGGCGGCCACCACUGAACUGAGCCUAACUUGCCUCGGCCUCGGGUUCAGUCCAGUGAAGAAUAAAGACUCGAGGAACCGCCGUGUGCACAAUCUAAGGGCAUAGUGUUAAGUUUUUCAUGUCAUCUUUUUUCUCCGUGUGAUAGAUGUUGCAGUACUGUGACAUGGACUGGUUUCUAAGUACGUUUUGUCUGGUUGGUU
Molecule: messenger RNA, 1656 nt
Organism: Triticum urartu
Lineage: Eukaryota; Viridiplantae; Streptophyta; Magnoliopsida; Poales; Poaceae
Biological process (GO): response to abscisic acid; response to water deprivation; cold acclimation
Cellular component (GO): cytosol
Source: RefSeq, a predicted model, not a curated record